Molecule: messenger RNA, 1708 nt
Organism: Chionomys nivalis (European snow vole)
Lineage: Eukaryota; Metazoa; Chordata; Mammalia; Rodentia; Cricetidae
Product: epoxide hydrolase 1
Exons: 9
Coding region: 117-1484 (455 amino acids)
Biological process (GO): arachidonate metabolic process; epoxide metabolic process
Molecular function (GO): epoxide hydrolase activity
Source: RefSeq, a predicted model, not a curated record
UAACGGGCUGCUGGGGUCCCCGCAGCUCGAGUCCGGCAGACUUGCAAGAGGAGUUGGGGAGUGGAGGAACUGCACACCUACGGCCGCCGGAGCGUGAGCGCGAUCCUAACCGAGUCAUGUGGCUGGAACUCCUCCUGGCCUCGGUGCUGGGCCUUGUCAUCUACCGGUUUGUCUCCCGGGACAAGGAGGAAACUUUACCACUCGGAGAUGGCUGGUGGGGCCCAGGGUCAAAGCCCUCAGCCAGAGAAGACGAGAGCAUCCGACCUUUCAAGGUGGAAACAUCAGAUGAGGAGAUCAAGGACUUACACCACAGGAUCGAUAGGUUCCGGGCAUCCCCACCUUUGGAGGGCAGUCGCUUCCACUAUGGCUUCAACUCCAGCUACAUGAAGAAAGUGGUGUCCUACUGGAGGAACGAGUUUGACUGGAGGAAGCAGGUGGAGAUCCUCAACCAGUACCCUCACUUCAAGACCAAGAUUGAAGGGCUGGACAUCCACUUCAUCCACGUGAAGCCUCCCCAGCUGCCCUCAGGCCGCACCCCAAAGCCCUUACUGAUGGUGCAUGGCUGGCCUGGCUCCUUCUAUGAGUUUUACAAGAUCAUCCCGCUGCUGACUGACCCCAAGGCCCACGGCCUGAGUGACGAGCACGUGUUUGAAGUCAUCUGCCCCUCCAUUCCUGGCUAUGGCUUCUCAGAGGCAGCUAGCAAGAAAGGCUUCAAUACGGUGGCCACCGCCCGGAUCUUCUACAAGCUGAUGUCGCGACUGGGCUUCCAGAAAUUCUACAUUCAAGGAGGGGACUGGGGGUCCCUCAUCUGCACCAACAUGGCCCAGAUGGUUCCCAACCACGUGAAAGGCCUGCACUUGAACAUGGCUUUCAUUUCAAGAAGCAUCUACACCCUGACCCCUCUCCUGGGCCAGAGCUUCGGGAGAUUUCUUGGCUACACUGAAAGGGAUAUCGAGCUGCUGUACCCCUUCAAGGAGAAGGUUUUCAACAGCAUCAUGAGGGAGAGUGGCUACCUACACAUCCAGGCCACCAAGCCAGACACCGUGGGCUGUGCUCUGAACGACUCGCCCGUGGGCCUGGCUGCCUACAUCUUAGAAAAGUUCUCCACCUGGACCAAGUCAGAAUACCGUGACCUGGAGGACGGAGGCCUGGAGAGGAAGUUCUCCCUGGAAGAUCUGCUGACCAACAUCAUGAUCUACUGGACAACAGGAACCAUUGUCUCCUCCCAGCGCUUCUACAAGGAGAACAUGGGCCAGGGCAUCAUGGUCCAUAGGCAUGAAGGGAUGAAGGUCUUUGUGCCCACCGGCUAUUCUGCCUUCCCUUCUGAGAUACUGCAUGCUCCAGAAAAGUGGGUGAAGGUCAAGUACCCCAAGCUCAUCUCCUACUCCUACAUGGAGCGUGGGGGCCACUUUGCUGCCUUUGAAGAGCCCAAGCUUCUGGCCCAGGACAUCCGCAAGUUCGUGUCCCUGGCUGAGCUGCAGUGAUGAUACUAGCUUCCAACCAUGGCUUUAGCAGCAGCCCUGGUUCCCCUGGAGGCACAUUGAGGAGAGAUGACCCCAUUCUAAGGAAUGUUUGCUUCUGUCCUCUGACCACCCUGGGGGUCCACACUUAACCCCCACCCAGAGUCCCCUCUCACCAUUCCAUAUGCAUCACCCCACUGCACACCAGGGUUAAGCUUUGAUGAUAAAUGGUUUUAUUUCUAAGAGUG